This is a messenger RNA of Ambispora leptoticha, 576 nucleotides long. The record is from the annotation of a GenBank genome assembly. Lineage: Eukaryota; Fungi; Glomeromycota; Glomeromycetes; Archaeosporales; Ambisporaceae.
AUGAAUGAUAAAGAUAAGUAUAACACGAAAAAUCUCUAUUCACGCCAAAAAGUAUUGCAAAUUGACGAAUUGUCAUCUUUAACUUUCAAUUCACCUCAAGAAAAAAUACGAUUCGACAAACCGUCAUCUUUAACUUUCAGCUCACCUCAAGAAACGAUACAAAUUGGCGAAUUGUCAUCUUUAACCACUAGUUCAUCUCAAGGCUCACAAAUCGACGAAUCCUCAUGCUUAACUUUCAGUCUACCUCAAGAUAAGAUACAAAUCAUGCCUUCUUUAACUUUCAGCUCACCUCAAGAAGCGAUACAAAUUAGCGAAUCAUCACCUUUAACCUCUAGUCCAUCUCAAGGAGCACAAAUCGACGAAUCAUCGUGUAUAACUUUUAGUUCACCUCAAGAAGCGAUACACUUCGAUAUGUAUGAAACUUCUUUAAACAAAUUAAUUUCUUUCGAAUUAAAUGAAACUAAUACAAAUAAUGAUGAUAAUGCUCCAUUAACAUCAUUUAUAUCUUCACCCUUGUCACAAUCACAAUCACCCGCACAAUUAUUUAUGUCAAAAUAUAAUUCAUGUCUUUUUUGA